This is a messenger RNA of Miscanthus lutarioriparius, 1389 nucleotides long. NCBI's taxonomy places the organism in Eukaryota, Viridiplantae, Streptophyta, Magnoliopsida, Poales, Poaceae. The record is from the annotation of a GenBank genome assembly.
AUGGCGACGAUGAACGCCAGAGCGCUGUGCCUCGCCGUCGUCGCGAUCGUCUUCUCCGUGCUCCCACGGCAGGCCCUCGCCGCCGGCGAGGGCUCCAAGGAGGCGGACAAGAUCACCGCGCUGCCUGGCCAGCCGAAGGAUGCGGUCGUGCAGCAGUAUUCCGGCUACGUCAACCUCGACGACAAGGCCGGGAAGUCGCUCUUCUACUACUUCGUGGAGGCCACCGCUGAUCCGGCGACGAAACCACUUCUUCUCUGGCUCAAUGGAGGGCCUGGAUGCUCUUCCUUCGGAAUCGGAGCAUUCCAAGAGAUCGGCCCGUUCCGUGUGGACACGGACGGCAAGACCCUCUGCAAUUUCAAAUACGCCUGGAACACAGUGGCGAACGUGCUGUACCUGGAGAGCCCCGUGGGCGUGGGCUUCUCGUACGCCGCCAACACGGACGUGUACAAGGUGAUGGGCGACAACAUGACCGCGGACGACUCGCUGCAGUUCCUCCUCAAGUGGCUGGACCGCUUCCCGGAGUACAAGGGCCGCGACUUGUUCAUCGUCGGCGAGAGCUACGCCGGGCACUACGUCCCCGAGCUCGCCGCCGCCAUCCUCGCCGCCAAGAACGCCGCCAUCAACCUCAAGGGGAUCGCGGUGGGGAACGCGAUCCUGGAGUUCGCGGCGGAGCAAGCCGCGCUGUACGAGUACCUGUGGCAGCACGCGUUCCUGUCGGACUCGGCGCACACGCUCAUCGGCCAGCGCUGCAAGAACGCCGAGGACAACUCGCCGCUCUGCUCGGGGGCCAAGGACACGGCCUACAACCAGCUCGGCAACGUCGACGUCUACAACAUCUAUGCCAACACCUGCCAUGACAAGAAUAAAGUCAAGCCCACAGGAUCCAAUUGCAUGGACUUGGCUGAUCCUUGUGCUCAAUACUACGUGGAGGCGUACCUGAACCAGCCAGAGGUGCUGAAGGUCAUCCGUGCCAACACAGGGCUCAAGUACAAAUGGACUAGAUGCAGGCAAACGUUCUACAACCUGCUCAAAUUCGGCGACUCGCCGACGAAAUCGAUGCUGCCGUACAUCAAGGCCGUCGCCGCCGCCGGCGUCCGCGUGUGGGUCUUCAGUGGCGACCUGGACGCGAUGGUUCCUGUGAUCGCGACGAAGCAGUCCAUGGAGAAGCUCGGCCUCGGCGUCGUGGCGGACUGGCGCCCCUGGUCCAUCGACAGCAAGGACCCGGAGGUCGCCGGGUACGUGAUCGAGUACAAGGGCGUGGUGUUCGCGACGGUGCGCGGGUCCGGGCACAUGGUGCCCAUCGACCGCCCGGACCGCGGCCUCGCGCUCUUCUCGUCCUUCAUCAAGGGGGAGCCGCUCCCCAAGGCCGCGCCGAUGGUCGACGGGUGA